AAAGAAAAUUGUGACAAAAAAUUGAGUGAGAACUUUGUUACUUUAUAUAAGAGUAGAUGAUUCGAGUUAACUUAAUCAGUGAACGUUAAUCAUCACCAACAAUCUAAUAGAUUUACUUGAGUUUUAAUCAAUUGAUUGACUUUAACAGUUUACGCUUGUUAAUCAUCGUUCUCACAUCUUAAUUAAAUUCUGUUCAAUAUGAUGUUAUCAAACUUUCUCAUCGGAUUUGUUUUCUCAAUCAUUGUUAUCAGUGUUUCGAAUGGUCAACAAUUAGAUGAAUCAUUUGAAACUAAUCCAUGGCAAUCAGAUGAAACUUCAUCUUAUCUAUUUGAUAGGCAAUACAAUCCUACUGGUGGAAGUGCAAGAUUAACGUUACCACCAUCGGCUUCAUCGGCGGGAGUAAAUUAUCAUGGGGCUGAAACGUUUUCAAGACCAGUGAUUAUUGUCAGCGGUCGAGGAUUGAAAGAUCAAGCUGAGAUUCGUCAGGUCAGAGGGUCAUCUGCAACUCGAAGUAAUAAAGUUAAGUACGAAGUCGAGGAAGAUGACGAAAGUGAGGAUAGUCCAACAGUCGUUGUUGAGACCAAAAAGAAGAAGAAAAAAGUUGACCAGCCGAUUUCAGCUUAUGUUCCAACUGCUUAUGUUAUCGGUAAUCAAGGAGCUGGUCAACCAGUGAGUCGAGUUAAACAAGAAUCAGAUAAAGCUGAUUCAGAUUAUGGUAUCAUGGUUGUGGCUCCAAAACAGCCUGAAAAUUAUGCAAUAAUUAACGGUAAUUAUCAAGGAGUAAAUGAAGAGAUGCUCGAUAGGAAUACAAUUCAAUUGUACCAAGAACCACAACUUGUUGAAGCUCUGCAAGUGGAUGGACAGAAUCAAAUUAAAGAGGUUUCUGCUGAUGAUAAGGACGAAUCUCUUGAUGCUCAGAAAUCAAAGUUAACUUUACUUUUCCUUGGGUAUGAGAAAUUUUAAUCACUGGAUUAAUUAGUUAAUCAUUUCGUUGUUCAUGUUGAUCAAUACAAAAUGGAAACUUAAUUGUGAUCUCUUUCAAUGUGAUUUAACCAACGAAAAACAAAAUCAAUCACCAUUCAAAUCACAUCAACAGAUUGAAUCGAAAUUCAAAAAAAUAUUUUUUUCUUCUCAUCAAAUUGAUUGUUACAAUUUAAUUAAUUCUCAUCUUCUUUUCUUCUUCAUCAUCGUAAUCACCAUCAACUUUUAAUUGUUGAUCAAUAAAUGACAAAUCCUUAGUUCACAAUAAUGUUAACGAGACAAAAAAAAAAUUAGACAAAUCAAAUAAACAAAUCAAUCAACUUAAACAGUUGAUUAUGAAAAAAAAAUGAUCAACCAAAUUGAGCCAAAAAAAUCACAAUCAAAUCAAGCAAAAAAUGAAAUCGGAAGGAAAAAUCAACAAUCAAUUUAAAUCAUUUUGAUUGUUUUUAUUUACACAAGAAAAAAAAUCCUAAAUCAAAAUUGUUAUUAUUUUCCCGGUGCUUUGUUAAUUUAAUUAUCACUCAUAGUCAAACAAAUUUUUACAUAAUUUGAUUGAAUAAUACAACAAUCAAUCAACAUUUUGUACAAUUAAAAAUCAAUUUUUACCCUAACAAAUAAAUUUCAAUUGAAAUUGUAU
Messenger RNA from Panonychus citri (citrus red mite), 1618 nucleotides. RefSeq lists its product as uncharacterized. The coding region runs from base 199 to 963 and encodes 254 amino acids. NCBI's taxonomy places the organism in Eukaryota, Metazoa, Arthropoda, Arachnida, Trombidiformes, Tetranychidae. The transcript has 3 exons. The record is from RefSeq and is a predicted model, not a curated record.